AUGGAAAGGCUGAUUUCUUUCUUUUUCCCAGCAACGGUACGAAAUGUAAACGAACGCUUGGAGAUUGCGCACUUCAAAAAGGAAUACAGUCGAAACAAACGAGGAGCGAAUGAACGGUUUAUGCAACAACACCACACGAAAGAGCCAAUCCUUACUACCACCACUACCACUACAACAACAGGAACCACCAUCCCUAACCAACCAACCGAGCAGCAACCCAUCCCCAUCUUCCUAGAUGCAUCUGAUAUAACAACAACGACCAGUAGUCGUCGUGUUACUGAAGAACAAACAAGGACAACAAGAACGAAAUCUCCUGUAUCUCCCAUCAAAACGCACGUGCGGACCUCUCGUUCCCCGUCAUCGAACCAAGAAACCAUAACCAUGGUUGAGGAAAACUCGAACCAUCAUCCGUCAAGCUGCAGAAAGUCAGAAAAUACUGACCAAGAACAACAGCUUCCUUCAUUCACAAAGCCAAAGGCUCCCUCGCUGUGUAGCUUGAUGAUGUGUGGAACGUUGGGAUCUGGCAAGUCCACUCUCUUUCGACAAUUCAGGGUUACGUUACAGGAAGGGUUCAAUAGCACAGAAGUCGAUCGAAUGAGAAUGUAUCUCUUUUCCAACAUGUUAAACAGUUUUGGUUUGGGUGUUGCCAAGUUUUUGAACCUCCUCUCAGAAUACAAAGACUUUGGAAUCAGUGCCAUUGCUCACACCAACAUUCCUGAAGAGUAUUUCAAUAAUGAACAAGUCAUUCAACAAUUUGUAGAGUACAAACAAAAGGUCGGCACCUUACAUUCGAGGCAUGUGAUUCAUGAUUCGAAUAUUCCUUAUGGAGACAUUAUCAUAUCCAUGUGGGAAGAUCCAAGAGUUCGAGAAAUUCUCAAUGCAUUUGCAGUGAGCGACUCUUUUUCAGAUGGCUUGGAUUACUACUUGAGAUCUCAAUACGAUUCACCCAAACGAAUGUUAAGCAAAACGAAAAGAUAUGAACCCAUACUCGACGAUAUCAUUAGUUGUAGAACAAAGACCACAGGUAUUACAUACAUUGAUUUUGACUUUCUUGGCACUUCCUAUCGAGUGUUUGACGUUGGAGGAGCUCGAACUGAAAGAAAAAAGUAUGAAAAUGUUUAUCCUGGACUAACAGGAGCUUACUAUACUGCCUCUCUUAUCGACUAUCGAAAAACUUGCUAUGAAGAUGACUUCUCAAGUAGAUUCAUAGAAAGUACGACCUUCUUUGAUACGCUAUGUAACGGACCAUUGAAAUACUCUCCAAUAUUUCUUGUGUUCACAAAGCUGGAUAUUUUCAAACAGACCUUUGAAGGUGAAACAACAUUUUCUCGUUUAUGUCCAGAGUACGCACAGUAUGAUCCAUCAUCAGAACACCAAGAUUUUUCCACUUUCUUUAAUGAUCUUCCUUCUCAGUCCAAAAUCGAUUCCUAUCCUAUUGUCAAUCCAAAUCCAUCCUCUUCCUCUUCCUCUCUCUCCAAUCAAUCAAAAUUUUUAAGGUAUCUUCUUGAUGAAGAAAUACACCUCACUAACGAAGAAUUGAGAGUAUUGUCAUUCAUUGAAAAUAGCCACACAUCGAAAUUGAAAUUCAAUACCAAACGAGUUUUUAUCUUCUACAUGACUGCUCUCGAUACGAAUCAAUUCAAAAAAUUGGUUGACAUUACGACCUCAAUUUUGUAUCAACUUUUUUCACACACUCCCUUUCCUCGAAAAUAA
Messenger RNA from Naegleria fowleri, 1713 nucleotides. RefSeq lists its product as uncharacterized. Gene Ontology annotation, biological process: adenylate cyclase-modulating G protein-coupled receptor signaling pathway. NCBI's taxonomy places the organism in Eukaryota, Heterolobosea, Eutetramitea, Acrasida, Naegleriidae. Gene Ontology annotation, molecular function: GTPase activity; G protein-coupled receptor binding; guanyl nucleotide binding. Bases 1 to 1713 code for a protein of 570 amino acids. The transcript has a single exon. Gene Ontology annotation, cellular component: heterotrimeric G-protein complex. The record is from RefSeq and is a predicted model, not a curated record.